Messenger RNA from Alternaria postmessia, 798 nucleotides. RefSeq lists its product as uncharacterized. The record is from RefSeq and is a predicted model, not a curated record. Gene Ontology annotation, biological process: folic acid-containing compound metabolic process. The transcript is spliced from 2 exons. Bases 1 to 798 code for a protein of 265 amino acids. Gene Ontology annotation, cellular component: cytoplasm. Lineage: Eukaryota; Fungi; Ascomycota; Dothideomycetes; Pleosporales; Pleosporaceae. Gene Ontology annotation, molecular function: dihydroneopterin aldolase activity.
AUGAGCCAACUCGUUUGCCAGGCCCAGUGGAGUGCUGAGGCUGCUUCAAGUGGACAUCAUGACAAGAUCAUGGUCCAGAAUCUAGAGGUUGUUGUGAAUGCAGGCAAAGACGUCUGGGGGCGCCAGAAGAAGCAGCGCGCCUUGAUCAGCGUCACGUUGACACUGGGGAAGCAGUUCACAUCGGCUUCUUCUACGGAUUCUGUCGAUGAUAGUACAGUUCACUAUGGUACGCUCAGCAAGGCCAUACAAGCACGCUUUAAAGAUGACACCAUGGCCUGGAUGUCAACUGCCGCUCUCUCGGCUGCUGUCUCUAAAAGUGUACGCGACGUCGCAGGCUCGACAGACAUAUAUGCGAUCGAAACGAACAUAUGUUACAUGAAAGGCAGCAUGUUCGGCGAAGGCGCUGGACACAUUACGUCUCGCAUUGAAGGAACUGGCACCCGUUCGAACGUACUGUAUCUGCGCGACGUCCGCAUCCCAUGCUUGAUUGGUGUCAACGCCAAUGAGAGGUUGCAGAAGCAGCCCGUAGUCCUCAACGUGUGGGUUGACAACAUACAUGACUCUCGUGUUGAAGACUACCCCCAAUUGGAGGCCCUCUUGUUUGAGUUGAUAUCCGGGUCUACUUUCCAAACUAUUGAGAGCCUACUAGCGUGGCUGGUUGAAGAACUUAGACAAAAGUUCUUCACGCAAGAAGUAGACCAGAGCGCAUGGAUCAAGCUGAGGAUCGAAAAGCCUCAUGCUGUGCCUUUUGCAGACGCACCCGCCGUCGAAGUAACACGACCAGUACGGUCGAACUAG